GAUUUUAGAAGUAAAUUGUGAUAUUUGUGAAUGAUUUGCAAAUAAGAAUAAAAAUUUAAUAUUAUUGUUUACCAAGAUAAAAUUACUUAUUUCGCCCAAUAAAUCAUAUAAAAUUGGUGAAGAUGUUUCAGUUUGGAUUUAACAUGUUUCACGAGAUCUCCAGGCCUUUUAACAUGACCUACCGAUGUUAUUCUGUAUCUAUGUUACCCGGUAAUGAGAGACAAGACGUUGAAAGGGGAGGAAAAAUUAUUAUGCCACCAUCAGCUCUGGAGUCAUUGACGAGAUUAAACAUUGAAUACCCAAUGAUAUUUAAGCUGACAAAUAAAAAAACCAAAAGAAUUACACACUGUGGGGUUCUUGAGUUUGUCGCAGAUGAGGGGAAAGUUUAUUUGCCUCAUUGGAUGAUGGCCAACUUAGUGCUAGAAGAAGGAGCUAUAAUCCAAAUAGAGAGUGUGUCAUUGCCUGUGGCCACAUUUUCCAAGUUUCAGCCAUUAUCAGAAGAUUUUCUUGAUAUCACAAAUCCAAAAGCAGUAUUAGAAAAUUGUCUGAGAAAUUUUUCAUGCCUGACAACUGGAGAUGUUAUUGCUAUCAAAUACAAUUCCAAAGUAUAUGAGUUAUGCGUGUUGGAGACAAAACCUGGAAAUGCAGUUAAAAUAAUUGAGUGUGAUAUGAAUGUGGAAUUUGCUGCUCCAGUUGGGUAUAAAGAAGAAGAUCAUAUGUCUAGAGCUGAUGGUGAUGAUGAUGUUACAAUGGAUGAGGAUCCAGCAUCUAUGAUGCCUGAACCAGCUGGCUUCGUGGCAUUUAAAGGAGAAGGUAACAGACUAGAUGGGAAAAAGAAAAAAUUAACUAGUGAAAGUGACUCUGAACCGCAAGCAUCUAAUCCAAGACAGCCCUAUGUACGUGGUGUCCCAGACUAUGAUUAUGUUGUCGGAACACUGAGGUUUAUAAGGAACUAUAAAACUGCUAAUGCAAAAGACGAGACCCCAUCAGAACCAUUCCAAGCCUUCAAAGGCGAAGGAUUUACUCUGCGCACUGCCAAAUCUAAAAAUUAGUAGUGUGGUUGUUAUUAGUUAUACAGUUUAUCAUAUAAUUUAACUUAAUAUUGUACAUUCAACCAAAUGGACAGGAAAGUUAAAGAGAUAAGAACUCAGUGACUCAUAUACAUAAGUUGUUUACUUGGGUGAUAACAUUUUUAUAAAUAAACUAUUUAGAAUGUGA
Messenger RNA from Aricia agestis (brown argus), 1218 nucleotides. RefSeq names its product ubiquitin fusion degradation protein 1 homolog (gene Ufd1-like). The coding region runs from base 123 to 1052 and encodes 309 amino acids. The transcript has 7 exons. NCBI's taxonomy places the organism in Eukaryota, Metazoa, Arthropoda, Insecta, Lepidoptera, Lycaenidae. The record is from RefSeq and is a predicted model, not a curated record. Gene Ontology annotation, cellular component: VCP-NPL4-UFD1 AAA ATPase complex. Gene Ontology annotation, molecular function: polyubiquitin modification-dependent protein binding.